This is a messenger RNA of Lymnaea stagnalis (great pond snail), 4863 nucleotides long. NCBI's taxonomy places the organism in Eukaryota, Metazoa, Mollusca, Gastropoda, Lymnaeidae. The record is from the annotation of a GenBank genome assembly.
UAACAUGAUAUCGAAACAAGAAAUAAAGACAGGCCCAAAGGCCAGGCAGGUAAUCACUUUUAAUAAAGAUAAUAUUCGUUUACUUAUUAAUUAAUCAUUCUAAUUUACUUUUUGAAUUUGCAUAGCCUAUCCAUAAGUGACGUCACGCUAAUUUUACCGAUUUUUGCCCCCCCCCUCCGCAUCGUCAAAAAGUUAUACGCCCCUCCCUCAAAUAUAACAUCAUAAAUAUUUACCGAUUUUUACCCCCCCCCCUCCCCUUCGUCAAAAAGUUAUACGCCCCUCCCUCAAAUAUAACAUCCUAAAUCUCUGUCCCCCCCCCCCCCCCUCUCUUAAUAAAUCUCCAUCUGUCCACUACUAUCAUUUACAAAUCUGUAAAUCUUUUUAAAAAAUAACCUCCCAUGGAUAUCAUUAAUAAAAUUAAUAUCAAGUUGGCCCUAUGAUUAGACCUGAAGUCUAAGUCUAAAGACUAAAGACCAUGAGCAUAGUCAUAGAUAAGAUAGUCAUAGUCAUAGUAUACCGUAGACCAACAUUAUUUAUGGAGUGCUAACAUUUUUAUUUAAUUUAUUUUAUAAUUAUUUUUCAGAUGAACACUUUACUUCUACUGAUCUACUGAGAUACGAGAGAGUGAAUCACCAGCAUAUUUUCAUAAUUUUUUAACUGUAACUUUUCUCAUGACAACAGUUGACUAACUUUAUUUGGUUGUGCUGAGGACAAUUAAUAGUAUGUCAGUAUUGCCGGUCAUGUCACCCCUUGAAGAAACAAGCAAUUUUAAUUCAGAGGAAGAUGAUGCUCCAGUGGUCUUAGUUUAUCACUGUUGGUUAUGUGUAGAAAUAUUUUUUGACAAGCUGGGCAUUUUGCGCCAUCUCCAGGUAAUGUUUCCAAUGAUUUUAUAUGCGAUCAUAUGAGACCCAUUAUUUUAUUCUGGUAACAUUUAUAACUAUUAUAUAUUAGUCGUUAGUGAAACUCUGAAGUAACGAUAAUUUGUGUUUGCUAUUGAUGAGCAGGAAUGAACUAUUCAAUUCUUGAAUUAAACUGAACAGUUUAAGUUACCACUAAGUCUGUGUAAAGAACAUUCAUCUCUAUUUUAAUUUUCAAUUAUGGUAUAAGAAAUGCAACAAUAAGCAGCAAUGAUUAUUCACAGGUUAAAAAAAAAAAAAAUAACUGUUAAUUUUUGUGUAAUUUUAGGAAUAUCACAAGGACAGGCCGGAACUUGAAGGUAUUGAGAAAAAAAUGAAAGUUCCAAUCUGUAUGGAAUGUGGUGCAUCUGAUAUAUGUGAACAUAGGAAGGAGGAGGAGGCAAAUAUUACCAGGGAGGAUGCACAGUAUGAAGAGGACGAUGAUGAUGAAGAUGACAGUGACAAGGUGUCUAAACCUCGUAAGUAUUUCCGAUAAGUGUCACUUUUGUAUCUGUAUUUAUUUUGUAUUGUUAGUAAUGUAUAAUUAGUAUAUGCCGUACUGAGCAUAUAGGCUGCUGUUCAUUGUUAGCCUCACCCUGUAAGUUAGGUGUUCUCAUAAAAUGCUAUUUUACAUUUAUUAUUUUUAAAAAGUCCUGACAGUACGCCACAGCUUUAGUUAAAAUCCUUACAUUAUGGGGGAGAAAGUGAGGUCUGUUCUUGGAAGAAUAGGGUACACUACACCUCCUUCCAUUUUUAAAUAAAUGUAUUUUAUAAAAUAAAAUAUGUUUUUUUUUCUAUCUGAAGGUACUUUAAACUGUCUAUCCUGCUUAAAACCAUUUACCCUUCCGGAAUCCCUUUAUAAACAUCGUAUGGAGGAUCACCCAUUGGAUAAAACGUUCCAGUGCCCCUUCUGUCCCAAUGUAUUUGCUGACAGAACUCAUCUGGUCGUGCAUAAGCGUGUACACACUGGCUCUCGUCCAUACAUUUGUGCACUGUGUGGAAAUCGCUUUCCCAAGAGUUCUGAUCUAAAGAGACAUUCCGUGAUUCAUAGUGGUAUACUUCUACUUUGUUUUUUAAAAUUUUUGCAUGCACUAAUUAACAUUUUUUUUAUACGUAUCUUAAAAUCAGAUACUAAGACCAAAUUGUAAAGCUAAAAAGAUAUACUGAAACUUAAAUGUUACAAUUAUGACUUUUUAUCAAUCCCUUUUCAGUGAUCUUCUGAUAAAUUAUUGUUUCAUAAAAUGUAUUAAGCAUCCAAAAAUAAUAAUCUAAUAUGUUUGUGAAAAAUUCUCUUGCUAAGUUGUUUUGCUUUCUUCAGGGAAGAAACCGUUCCAAUGCGCCAGGUGUGACAAGACAUUCACACAGAAAUCCAGCCUGGAAAAACAUGCCAAGAUUCACGCUAAGCACAUGGGAGGCUUCCCUUGCUUGCUGUGUGGCCUGGUCUACAUGCAGGUGUCUGAGCUGAAUGAGCAUACACACUCUACUCAUGGGGAUGUCAACUAUCAGUGUAAAAUAUGUGGAAAGAUGUACAUGGAAGAGAGACACAUGUUGCAGCAUGAGGUUAUUUGUUUAUUUUGGUUUAGUUUACAAAAGUGGAACCUGAAUUAUUUCUGCAUGCUUGCCAUAGAAAAUGGGUUUAUACAAAAAUUGUUGCUACAUCUUGAAUUCCGUAGUUACUGGACAAUCAUUUAUUAAGCUAUGGUCUAGGUCAGGGUAGCAACCAUGUCAAAGUAAGACUUAAAAUUCAUUUAGGCUGUCAAUAACUUAGAAGUCUACUAUUUAAGACACAUUUUUUAGUUAUUUAUAAUAAUUCUUUUGGUCUUCCUCAUGUCUAUGAAAAUGGUUAAUGCAUAGCAAGUCUGGCACGCUUGCUGUAGGUUUGUAGACCUCUGGUCUAGGCAUAAUAAUUCUUUUUAAAAAAACAGAUUUUUUUAGAUAAAAAUUGGCAAUACUCAGAUUAGUACAUUUUUGUGCAAACCCAUUUUGGUUUUUUUGAAUAACAACCAAUUUUUUAGAUAAUUUUUCAUUUUUACUUAAAUGUAUGAAUUCAGGUCCUGUUUUUUCGCUUUGCCUUAUUCCAUAGACUAACACUGAGCAUUUUACACAUGUGAAACACAAUCUACUUUAUCCAUUUCCAGUUUUUAAAAACUCAUUUUAUCUAUAUAAUUUCUUUUUAUUGCAGUCAUGGUAAUGUGUUAACCACUUCAUUACCGAUGACCCAUUAACACCAUUAAUAUCUCUGUUGUACAGAAAAGCCAUUUCCUGGUCAAACCAUACGCUUGCAGCUUCUGUGACAGGCGAUUUUCAUUCCGUCCCCUGCUGGUCAAACAUGAGGAAAAGAUUCAUCGGGCCAAGAAGGAGAUUGCCUGUGAUAUUUGUGGGAAAAUUUUCAAAAGGACUGAGAACUUGAACAGACAUAAAGUAAGUUAGUAAACUUUGUCUGAAACCUAAAUAUCUGAUCUACAUGUAAGCUCAAUUUGCGGUGCAGCAGGAUCUAAUUUUAGUGAUUUCGAAUCUCAAUCCCAUAAAAUUAUUCAUUGAGAAGAAAAGAAAUAAUUUUCUAAAAAUUUGAAAUAAGCUUACUUUUCCCUUUAAAAAAAUUGAAAACAUGUAAAAUGCAUUAUGUUUAAUUUGUGUAUUAGUAUUUGAGUAUUGGUGACCCACUUAAACUUUAUAAUAUUCAAUAAAAAAGAGCAAGGUGUCAUUUUAGCAAUGUUUUUUGUUCAGUAAAUGACCCUUGUCUCAAUUUAAAUUAGUUAAAAAAAUUAAUUGAGCUAAAAUUAGUGGACUAUUCAUUUGAGCAAUUUCUCAGCCCAAUUUAAACUUUGUCACUUGUCAUAAUUUGAUUAAUAAAAAUAAGUCCUGUUACAAAUCUGUUCGAGCAUGAAUUUAAUUAAUUUUUAAAUUCAAAAUCAUCUCUAGUUGUCUCACACUGGUAUACGUAACCACAAGUGUGAACAGUGCGGCCUUGCAUUCACGGAGAAAGGAUCACUGACACGCCACGUCAAGUCGCAGCAUGAUCAGCUCCGCCCACACACAUGCUUCAUCUGCGGGAGGGCCUUCACCCGCAAGAUACUGGUUCGCAAACAUAUUGAAAGAUGCCACGAGAAAAGCGGUGACGAGAGGGACUUGAAAGACCCGACAGGAUAUUUUAAGUGCAAACUUUGCAAUAAACUACUGCGGAAAUCUGGCAUGAGGCAUCACAUCAAGCUGCACAAAAUGAAAGGGGACAACUGGGAAGAAGUUUGUGAAAGGGCUGAAAUGGGAACGUCAGGGGAGACAACUGGUGAAAGCAGUGCAAAGCAUGUGGAGGUCAAGGAGGAAAUGGAGGACGAUGAAGGGGAUAUGUACAAAGACGAGACAGGAGAGGAUGAAGAUGAAAGUGGCGGAGAAGAGGACAAUGAGGAAGUGUUUGAGGAGUUUGUUGUUAAAAGUGAGGAGCUUUCAUUUGAGGAGAUUGUUUAGGAAGGGAGAGUAUUUUUUGUUGUUGCUAUGAUGGUUUAAUCAGAGCUUAAAAAUCAAAAUCGCCAUUUCAGGUUAGGCCUUAAGUGAUUGGUUUCAGGUUAGGCCAUUGGUUUCAGGUUAUGCCAUUAAGUGAUUGGUUUCUUACAUUUUUUUCAAGGUGGCAGAAACAGGUAGGCAUUAAAAAGAUUAUGGAGUGUGAUAUAUUGACUAUACAUUAUAAUUAUUGUAUCUUAAAAUGUACCGGAAUUUCUGAGACAUUUCAUAGGAAAUUACAGUCAGCAGUCAUUCUACUUGAUCAGAGUUGACUCACUCGAAUAUCAUAUAAACUCCAUAAUGCUCACUCUAAGUCAUUGAUGUUAUUUUUUUAAAUAAACAAACUGUAACUGACUCUACUUUGGCAGUAGCUCUAAGGAUCUCUUUUUAUUUCUGUUUUUUUUUAGGGAACCCACUUCUAGAAAUAUACUUUAAAAUAAUUGUUAGAGCCCACAAAAAAUUAAUACCC